AAAAGUUUUUUUAAAGAAUAAUUCUCUUUUGCAGGAAAAUUUUUGCAGCACAUCCAAGAAAAAACAUCAUGCAACAGAUGCCAUGCAAGUUCGCAUGUUUCUUUAGAGUUGUCAAAAUAAAGGGAGUUACAUUUCAACAGCUGAAUUUCUUCAGGCGAAAAUAUGUAAUGCAGCAUAAGAAAGCACUUUUACAGCAAGCAAAGCUGAAGCCAGCAUCAGCAGUAUCGCCUUGCCUGGAAGGACAGCGUUCAAGUGAAGAGACAAUGAUUGUCCAUGAGAUGAAAUCAAUUUCACCUCUUCUGCCUGCCUUCUCAGAGAAACCAGUGAUGAAUGAAGAAACACUGAAGUUGACGGCAGCUACUACUGUUGCAAAAACUGUGGAAGAAUCAUCAUCAAAAGAAGAAAAAGAUUGGAAAGAAAUAAAAUUAAAUGUGGAUACUUUACCUAACAUUUUGGCUCGUUUGACCAAAAUUAAACUUACAGUCCUGGUUGUAGGUACGGCUUCAGCUGGAUUUGCGCUUGCACCCGUGCCAUUUGACUUAAGCUGCUUCCUAUUGGUCACCCUUGGAACAGGCCUGUCAUCGUGUGCAGCUAAUUCCAUUAAUCAGUUCUUUGAGGUUCCAUUUGAUGCAAAUAUGAACAGGACAAAAAACAGACCUCUAGUACAAGGACAGAUCAGUCCUCUGCUUGCUGUCUCCUUUGGAAUCUGCUGUGCAGUUCCAGCAAUAACCUUGCUGGUCCUUGGAGUAAAUCCUCUUAUUGGUGCCUUAGGAGCCUUCAACAUUUUCCUGUAUUCCUGCUGCUAUACGCCUCUGAAAAGAGUUAGCAUUGUGAAUACAUGGGUAGGAGCUGUGGUUGGUGCCGUUCCUCCGGUUGUGGGUUGGCUAGCAGCAACUGGUAGUCUGGAUGCAGGAUCAUUAGUGCUUGGAGGAAUUCUUUACUCCUGGCAGUUUCCUCAUUUCAAUGCUCUGAGCUGGGGCCUCCGUGAAGAUUACUCCCGAAGUGGCUACUGCAUGAUGUCUGUCACUCACCCUGCAUUGUGCAGGCGAGUGGCUCUGCGUCACUGCUUGGCCUUAAUUGGACUCUCGUCACUGGCUCCUGUCCUUGAUGUGACCACGUGGAUUUUCCCUGUAAUUUCUCUCCCAUUCAACUUAUACAUUUCCUACCUUGGCUUUCGUUUCUACAGAGAUGCAGAUCGUGCCAGCUCGAGGAAGUUGUUUUUGUGCAGCCUCUGGCACUUGCCAGUGCUCAUUUUUCUUAUGUUAGCCUGCAAGAAGUCAUUGGCCCGUGAGGACAAGCCAAAGCAACCUACCACCUGAGAUUACCUCAUGUUGAAAAAGUCAUGUGUUUCAAUAUUAAACAUGGCUUCAGAAGCUUGUCUUCCAAAUGGACAGUUUUGAUUAAUCAUGGCAAAUGGAAGAAGUUGGUGUUGAUACGAUCUGAAUUGUUUCUGUGCAAUAAACACAGUGUUUAUUAUUUUAAAAUUAAAUGAUUUCGUUUAAGGCA
Messenger RNA from Thamnophis sirtalis, 1506 nucleotides. The record is from RefSeq and is a predicted model, not a curated record. Lineage: Eukaryota; Metazoa; Chordata; Lepidosauria; Squamata; Natricidae.